UUCGCCGUAGCAAAUCGCAGAAGACGUAAAAAACACUGAUUUUUCUCCAAGUUGGUAUUUCAGGAACUGAGACACAAAGUCCCAUUUAAUAUCACAUCUAUCCUGUUCUUAUCAGACAAUGGAAUAGUCACCACGUGUUUGGCGCUACUGUAGGGCCCAAAAAUGGCACUAGUUCAUCGUAUUAAUAGUAAUUUUGGUUUUGUAUUAAAUACAUUAUAUUGUAAAUGUAUAAUAAAUACAAAGAAAUUUGCAACGGAACACAAUGUUAUGAGAUAUUCCAAACAAGUUGGUGCAAAUAAUCUUACGAAUUAUGAAUCAUUUGAGCAAAUGUUUAAAUUCAGACAGAAUGAAGCAAGAAAAUGUAUUUUAGUAAAGCUAUCUGAUAUGAAAUAUAUUGAUGAUCUUAAACAUUUUUGUGAAUGUUAUGCAACUAUUGUAAACACUUUUCCUUAUUAUACAGUGAAUGAUAAUAAUUUUGUAUUAAUGGAAUUACAAUCAGUUGAAGAUGUGCUAAAACUCAAAAAUAUAGCUACCUUUAAAACAGAUGUAGAAUGUGCUCGAAGUGUGACACCAUUAUUUUCAUUUAAAUCACGGAAUAAAUUAUAUUUAAGUGAAUUAAGAAAAGAUAUUAGUAUAUAUUCCAACUUUAAAGCUCCAAAGUCAAAUGAAAUCCGAAAAGUACUGGAACAAGUAGAUUCUGUGUCAGAUCAAAUGAUAUCCCUAUACAAUGUUUUAAGAAUUACAGAUUUGGACAUAAGGCUGAGAUUUUAUACUGCAGAUCAGAUUUCAUAUUACGUAUCUAGAUUAUUUCCCAAUAUACGUGUGGUACCAUUUGGAUCCUCUGUUAACGGGUUUGGUCAAAUAGGAUGUGAUCUUGAUUUACUAUGUAAAACUAUUACGGAUACUAAACAAAAAGUUAGCUGGAAAAAGUUCUUUUUUAUGACACAAAAUAUCCCUCUUUCAGAAAGAAAUGAACAAAAAGAAUUCUUAGAAGUAGUAGGUACAGUAAUGAAAAUGUGUAUUCCUGGAAUCUGUGAUAUAAAAAAGAUUCUUGAAGCUCGGGUUCCUAUAAUUAAAUUUUGUAACUUAAAUACAAAUAUGAGAUGUGAUCUUAGUAGCACAAACACGAUUGCAUUACACAUGUCCGAGUUGUUAUACACAUAUGCACAAUUGGAUUGGCGCAUUAAGCCACUUGUUUGCACCAUUCGUAAGUGGGCAAGAGCUAUGAAUUUGACAAAGGAAUAUCCAGGUUCAUGGAUAACAAAUUUUUCCCUUACUUUGUUAAUUAUAUUUUAUUUACAAACGAAAGAUAUAUUACCAUCUCUGAACACCAUAGAGUGCUUUGUAGAACUCAGUAAGAGUAAAAGCAAUGCAGCAGACCCUAAUUUUAAUUGGUUUAUAAGUUGGAAAAAAUCCAUACAGCGUACCAAUGAUGAAAGUUUGCACAGUCUUUUAUUUAAUUUUUUUGAAUAUUAUAGUAUUUUUGAUUUUAAAACGCAAGCAAUUUGUAUAAGAGAUGGAAGAUUCAAACUGAAAAAUGAUUUCUCGCCUCUUCAUAUUCAUAAUCCAUUUGAUGCAACAUUAAAUGUCAGUAAAAACGUUACCUCAAAUGAACUAAUGCGUUUGGUAGAUCACUUUCAAAAAGCGUUUAAUAUAAUGUUAGAUUCAGCUGAAGGAGACAUUAUUUUGAAACUAAUUAAUUUAGGACCAGAUACAACAAAAACUAAUGAUGAAUUUAACAAUCAAGAAACACAAAUAGGACUUGAGGAAAAACUUCUUCCAACCGUAACUGAUACUAAUAGUUUGGAAAAAAUACAAGGGAAUAUAAUAAAGUAAUAAUAAAUAUGACAUUUCAUUUCAAAUUAA
Bombus pyrosoma is the source of this 1866-nucleotide messenger RNA. RefSeq names its product poly(A) RNA polymerase, mitochondrial (gene MTPAP). The transcript has 7 exons. Bases 163 to 1836 code for a protein of 557 amino acids. Lineage: Eukaryota; Metazoa; Arthropoda; Insecta; Hymenoptera; Apidae. Gene Ontology annotation, biological process: mitochondrial mRNA polyadenylation. The record is from RefSeq and is a predicted model, not a curated record. Gene Ontology annotation, molecular function: poly(A) RNA polymerase activity.